AUGGUUGAGCUAGCAGGGAAGCAUCCCCCACCUGCUGGACAAAAAAACUGGCUAAAGUGCUAUGGCUAUCUGCUUCCCUCUGGCUCUCGGGCGCCCGAGCUGCACUCAGGGAAGGCCUUACAGUCAGCAGUCUCCACUAUGCAGCAGUUUUACGGAAUCCCUGUCACCGGUGUGUUGGAUCAGACAACAAUCGAGUGGAUGAAGAAGCCCCGCUGCGGGGUCCCCGAUCACCCCCACUUAAGCCGCAGGCGGAGGAACAAGCGCUAUGCCCUGACUGGCCAGAAGUGGAGGCAAAAACACAUCACCUACAGCAUUCACAACUACACCCCGAAGGUGGGUGAGCUAGAUACACGGAAAGCGAUUCGCCAGGCUUUCGAUGUCUGGCAGAAGGUGACCCCGCUGACCUUUGAAGAGGUGCCAUACCAUGAGAUCAAAAGUGACCGGAAGGAGGCAGACAUCAUGAUCUUCUUUGCUUCUGGUUUCCAUGGCGACAGCUCCCCAUUUGAUGGAGAAGGAGGAUUCCUGGCCCAUGCCUACUUUCCUGGCCCAGGGAUUGGAGGAGACACUCACUUUGACUCAGAUGAGCCGUGGACACUAGGAAAUGCCAACCAUGAUGGGAAUGACCUCUUCCUGGUGGCUGUGCACGAGCUGGGCCAUGCACUGGGACUGGAGCACUCCAACGACCCCAGCGCGAUCAUGGCACCCUUCUACCAGUACAUGGAGACCCACAACUUCAAACUGCCUCAGGAUGAUCUCCAGGGCAUCCAGAAGAUCUACGGACCUCCAGCCGAGCCCCUGGAGCCCACAAGACCACUCCCCACACUCCCCGUCCGCAGGAUCCACUCACCGAGUGAGAGGAAGCAUGAGCGCCAGCCCAGGCCCCCCAGGCCGCCCCUAGGGGACCGGCCAUCCACACCGGGUGCCAAACCCAACAUCUGUGAUGGCAACUUCAACACGGUGGCGCUCUUCCGAGGCGAGAUGUUUGUGUUUAAGGAUCGCUGGUUCUGGCGCCUGCGCAAUAACCGGGUGCAAGAGGGCUACCCAAUGCAGAUCGAGCAGUUCUGGAAGGGCCUGCCCGCCCGCAUAGAUGCAGCCUACGAAAGGGCCGAUGGAAGAUUUGUCUUCUUCAAAGGUGACAAGUACUGGGUGUUUAAGGAGGUGACGGUGGAGCCUGGGUACCCCCACAGCCUAGGGGAGCUGGGGAGCUGUCUGCCCCGAGAAGGCAUCGACACGGCUCUGCGCUGGGAACCCGUGGGCAAGACCUACUUUUUCAAAGGUGAACGGUACUGGCGGUACAGCGAGGAGCGGCGGGCCACGGACCCUGGCUACCCCAAGCCCAUCACUGUGUGGAAGGGCAUCCCACAGGCUCCGCAGGGGGCCUUCAUCAGCAAGGAAGGAUAUUACACCUACUUCUACAAGGGCCGGGACUACUGGAAGUUUGACAACCAGAAACUAAGCGUGGAGCCAGGCUACCCACGCAACAUCCUGCGUGAUUGGAUGGGCUGCAACCAGAAGGACGUGGAGCGGCGGAAGGAGCGGCGGCUGCCCCAGGACGAUGUGGACAUCAUGGUGACUAUCAACGAUGUGCCAGGCUCUGUGAAUGCCGUGGCUGUGGUCAUCCCCUGCAUCCUAUCCCUCUGCAUCCUGGUGCUGGUCUACACCAUCUUCCAGUUCAAGAACAAGGCAGGCCCUCAGCCUGUCACCUACUAUAAGCGGCCAGUCCAGGAGUGGGUGUGA
Neomonachus schauinslandi (Hawaiian monk seal) is the source of this 1737-nucleotide messenger RNA. It is a transcript of the gene MMP24, whose product is annotated as matrix metallopeptidase 24. Lineage: Eukaryota; Metazoa; Chordata; Mammalia; Carnivora; Phocidae. Bases 1 to 1737 code for a protein of 578 amino acids. Gene Ontology annotation, biological process: collagen catabolic process; extracellular matrix organization; proteolysis. The transcript is spliced from 10 exons. The record is from RefSeq and is a predicted model, not a curated record. Gene Ontology annotation, cellular component: extracellular matrix. Gene Ontology annotation, molecular function: metalloendopeptidase activity; zinc ion binding.